Saxophila tyrrhenica is the source of this 1452-nucleotide messenger RNA. RefSeq names its product Membrane protein tms1 (gene TMS1). Bases 1 to 1452 code for a protein of 483 amino acids. The transcript has 3 exons. Gene Ontology annotation, cellular component: membrane. The record is from RefSeq and is a predicted model, not a curated record. Lineage: Eukaryota; Fungi; Ascomycota; Dothideomycetes; Mycosphaerellales; Extremaceae.
AUGGGCGCCCUAUUGAGCCUCCCGCUUCUCGCAAUCCCCUCCAUUGGGACCGUCGCAACCUUUGCAGCCAGCUGUUGUGGUGCUGCCACUUGCUCAGCCGUAUGCUCUACUUGUGGAAAAUGCAAUAACAGUAUUGCGACGCGAAUCGCCUACGCUAUAAUCCUGCUCUUCAACUCGCUCCUCUCCUGGCUGCUUCUGACGGACUGGGCGGUUAAGAAACUACAAAAGGUCCUGCUCGACUAUGUCACGAUCGACUGUGGCGGGAACAACUGCUUCGGCUUCGCUGCCGUGCAUCGCGUCAACUUUGCGCUGGGAUUGUUUCAUGUUGUGAUGGCAAUGCUGUUGAUUGGGGUGAACAACUCAAAGGACAAGAGGGCGCCGAUUCAGAACGGAUUCUGGGGACCGAAGAUUUUGGUAUGGUUGGCGCUGAUCGUGGCGAGCUUCUUCAUCCCGAAUCGGUUCUUUGAAGUCUGGGGAAACUAUGUCGCGUUCGUUGGCGCGAUCUUGUUCUUGCUGUUGGGGUUGGUCUUGCUGGUGGAUCUGGCACAUACAUUUGCCGAGUACUGCAUUGAGAAGAUCGAGGAUUCCGAGUCUGGUGUCUGGAGAGGUGUGCUCAUCGGCUCGACGCUAGGGAUGUACCUUGGAGCGAUCGCAAUGACGAUUGUGAUGUACAUCUUCUUUGCGAGGUCGGGGUGCUCUAUGAACCAGGCAGCUAUCACGAUCAACCUGCUCCUCCUUCUCGGAAUCAGCGCCAUGUCCGUCCACCCAACCAUCCAGGCCUCUAACCCCCGCGCUGGCCUUGCCCAAGCCGCCACUGUCUCCAUCUACUGCACCUACCUCACCAUGUCCGCCGUCGCCAUGGAACCGGACGACAAACACUGUAACCCGCUCGUCCGCGCCACUGGCACCCGAACCGCUAGCAUCGUCCUCGGCGCCGUCGUCACUUUCCUGACCUGCGCCUACACCACCACUCGCGCCGCCACUUACGGCCUCGCGAUGGGCAGCGGCAAAGGUCCCAUUGCCCUCGACACCGAAGAAGGCUCAGCCAGCCACGGCAUGGUAUCCACCCAACCUGAGUCCCGUCGCGAGAUGCGCGCCGAAGCACUCCGCCGGGCCGUUGAGUCGGGCGCGUUGCCAGCCUCUGCUUUGGAUGAUUCUGAUGACGAAGACGACGAGGGCCCCGCCAAUAAGAACGACGACGAGAAGAGCCGUACGCAGUACAACUACGCGCUCUUCCACGUCAUUUUCAUGUUGGCAACAGCGUGGGUGGCGACACUCUUGACGGGCAGUAUCGGCGUGGAUAAGGAGAUUGAGAAGGGAGAUUUCGUGCCGGUGGGGAGGACGUACUGGGCGAGUUGGGUCAAGAUCGUAAGUGCGUGGGUGUGUUAUGGGAUUUUCGGGUGGACGUUGGGGGCGCCGGUCGUGUUGCCGGACAGGUUUGAUUAUUCGUAG